Messenger RNA from Gossypium raimondii (Peruvian cotton), 2605 nucleotides. RefSeq names its product AT-rich interactive domain-containing protein 1. Lineage: Eukaryota; Viridiplantae; Streptophyta; Magnoliopsida; Malvales; Malvaceae. The coding region runs from base 321 to 2318 and encodes 665 amino acids. Gene Ontology annotation, molecular function: DNA binding. The record is from RefSeq and is a predicted model, not a curated record. The transcript has 3 exons.
CUUGCCCAUACUUUUUUUCUCUCCUAUAUAUAUAUUUAACACAUUCAUUAUUCACCCCCAAAGAGUUUUUUUUUCUUUUAAGAUUUGAAAAAAACAAACCCAAAGAGAGAGAAGAAAAAUAGCAAAAAGAGAGGGGCUUAAUAAAAAACCCUAAAAAGAAAAGGGUAGAAAAAAAGUAGCAAAAGAGAGAAUUUGAGGGGUGAAAAAGAAAAAAAACCCCAAAGGCAAAGGGAGUCUAAAGGGAGGGGCUAUCGAAAAUCCUUGCUUAUUUUCACACCCCAAAGGGGCCAAAAGGAAAAAAAUAUAAUACUGGGUGGUCUAUGAGAGCUGAUGGGUCUUCACUAGAUUGCGCUAAAACCCUAGAAAAACUCGAGCCAGCGUUGGUCGAUCUCGAUCCCUUUUCUGAAGGAUUGUUUUUGAAAUCUGAACCUGAUAAGAUUAGGUUCUGGUUUAACAAGUUUCUUGGGUUGUUUUUAAAAGAGGUUUGUGCCCAAGGUUGCUAUCGGCCUCUUCCUCCAUUGCUUGCAGAUGGGCAACCUGUGGAUUUGUUUAAGCUUUUCUUGGUUGUAAGUGAGAAUGGUGGGUACAAUGCUGUUUCAAAAAGUGGGUUAUGGGAUUUGGUUGCUAAAGAAUCUGGGUUUGAUUUAAAUGUGGCUUCAUCGCUUAAGUUAGUUUAUGUUAAGUACUUAGUUUCAUUAGAGAGAUGGUUGGAACAAUUUUUUCAAAGUGAAGACUCGAAGAUUGAAUCGAAUUGUAGUGGUCAUUUGAUGGAGUUGGGAGCUGAGCUUAAAGGGUUUUUGUUGGAAUCGAAGAAGAAAGUUAUGGAAUAUUCACAAGUUGAGGAGAGUAUAGUGGCAGGGUCAGAUGGAGGAGAUAAAUGUGUAAAAGGGGAGGAAUCUAUGCGUAUCGAUUUGACAAAGAGGGUUUUACGUUAUGAGGAAGUUGAAAAUUUGCAGAAUGAUGAUGAUCUAAAGAGUACGUUGGUUGAAAAUUUGCAGAAUGAUGAUGAUCUAAAGAGUACGGUGGUUGAUUCGGAGUGUGAAAAGAGGUUCAUUUUAAUCGAUGUAGAUGAUAUGCCUUCCGAUAUGGCGAAAAGUGCAACCAACUCAAUGUGUAACGAGGAUGAGGAUUGUGUUGAAUGUAAGCAAUACACGGAUAUUGUUGAUGACGAUGAUGUUAUGAUAUUAGAUUCAAACAGCAUUAAGGAAAACUUUUCAUCUCAUAAGAGAAAACGGGAUUCUACAUGGGAAAUGCUUAAUUGGGUUAACGAGGUUGCAAAGAAUCCUUGUGCUUUGGUGGUUGGUUCAUUACCAGAGAGUUCAAAAUGGACGGCUUAUGGGAGUGAAGAACUUUGGAAGCAGGUUUUAUUGUUUCGGGAAGCUGCCUUUGGCAGAAAGGAUGAUAGUUCAAGUGCUGGCCAGUCCAAUUUGCAGAAAAACCAGAAGAUGCAUCCCUUCAUGUAUGAUGACGAUAAUGGGAAAUUCGGGUAUAACCUUAGAGAGAGGCUGAGUUGCACAAGGAAGGUCUUUUUUGGGAAAUUGACUUCAAAAGGACAGGAUCGAUCACAACCCUCCUCCUCAGGGAAUCAUAGUGAUUUGGACGGUUCUACGAUUGGGAUCAGCAAACAUUUGCAUGGAAUUUGUGACUCUGCGACCCCAGGGUCAGUGUUUGAUUACGACGUCGACAUUCAAGUUCCUAUCGGCCCAUUAUUUCAAGUUGAGGUACCAGAGUGGACAGGGGUAGUUUCAGAAAGUGAUUCAAAAUGGUUAGGGACUCGUGUUUGGCCAUUGGAGAAGAAAGAAAACAGGACCUUUAUUGAACUUGAUCGUAUUGGGAAAGGAAGACCGGAUUCAUGUGGUUGCCAUAUUCAAAAUUCUAUACAAUGUGUAAGGUUUCAUGUUAGCCAGAAAAGAAUGAAAAUCAAGCUUGAGCUAGGUUCAGCUUUCAACAAAUGGAAUUUUGAUCAGAUGGGUGAAUAUGUUGCUAUUGCUUGGGGUGAAGAAGAAAAGAGCAUGUUUUCGUCUAUCAUAAAGUCAAAUUCACCGUCGUUAGACAAAUCUUUCUGGGACGAGAUCUACAAGUAUUUCCGUAACAAAAGUAGGGAAGAACUUGUUUGUUACUAUUACAAUGCCUUCCUUUUGCAGCGUAGAGCAAACCAAAACCGGACUACUCCGAGCAACAUUAAUAGUGACGACGAGGAACCCGAAGAAGAAUCAGAAUCAGUCAGUAAAGGCAGUAAGCGUGAAGCAAUUAAGCCAUACACCUCCAUCUUAAUUUCUCCAAAGAAGUCACAUAAGAGGACUAGAUACUCUUCUUAAAGCAAAUAUGGGUUUUUUAUUUAUUUAUUUCGAGUUUAGGUUGUUUUGGGUUGUGUCGAGGUUUAUAUAAGUAUAUCCUUGAGGGUGUACCUUUGAAAAGUGAAGAAUUUUAGUGGUCAAUGAUUUUGUUUAGAGGGGAAGAAUUGAUCACUCACACUACCUUAAGCUUUCAAGUAGCGUCUAUGGAUGCUCUUGAAAGUGUUUUUGGUUAAUUUUAAUCAUUGUCCAUUUAUUAUAAUUACUACUAUAUUAGUGACAUCAAAAAUCAAAUACACAGUUAUUUGCCA